AUGCAAUUAGGGAUCUUUAAGAGAGUUUAUGCCCAAGUGGAGCAAUUCUACUGGCUUAGAUUUCUACUAUAUUUCUACUAUAUAAUUUGCCGUAAUACAUAUAGCGAAAUAUCUCAUAUCCUUCAAAAUUCAACACUUGCUGUCCCCGAGCAACCAACAUCAUCUUGGUGCAGUUCACCAGUCCCAAAACAGGUUGCUCUUACCAUACGAGAGCCACUUCCGGUUGUUCAAAAAGCUGCCCGUCCUCAGCUAUCUGUGACCACAUCAGACAAUAACAAAGAAAAAGGAAAGGAUUUAUGCACGUCCUCUGUCAUUAGUGAAACAGGGAGCGUAUCCAACACAUCUAACCAAGCUCUUCAGAUCCAAAAUACAAUUCCAACCAAAGAGACAGUAAAAUCUUCAACAGAUGUCAAAGAAGCUACUGAAUGUUUGUUUGAGAGAAACAUUAUUGUUGCAGAAGAGGAUUUGUUGCUACAGACAAAAUUAAAUACCCAACAACGAAUAGCAUAUGAUACAAUCCUUGAUAGAAUAUUUUCCAACAAAUCAGGAGCUUUUUUUGUUGAUGGACCUGGAGGAACAGGUAAAACUUUUUUAUAUCGUGCCUUAUUAGCUGCUGUACGGUCAAGAGGUUUUGUUGCCUUAGCAACAGCAAGUUCAGGUGUCGCAGCUUCGAUCCUCCCAGGAGGACGAACUGCUCACUCUCGCUUUAAGUUUCCCAUUGAAAUAGAUCAAAAUUUUUGUUGUAACAUCAGUAAACAAAGCUCACUAGCAGCUUUAAUACGUGAUGCCAAAUUAAUCGUAUGGGAUGAAGUAUCUAUGGCCAAAAAAGGACUGCUAGAAGCUUUUGAUAUUCUCUUGAGAGAUUUAAUGGACACAAAUAUCUUAUUUGGUGGAAAAGUCGUUGUCUUUGGUGGUGAUUUUAGACAAACUCUUCCUGUUGUUCGCAGUGGAAAAAAGGAUGAUUUCAUUCGAGAGAGUUUACUGUUUUCUGAAAUUUGGAAUCAGCUUGAAAAAUUGCGAUUAUCUGACAAUAUGCGAGCAAAAACAGACCCCACAUUUUGUGAGUACUUGCUAAGAAUUGGAAAUGGAAAAGAAAAAGUACAUGAUAAUGAUAAAAUUCAAAUACCCCAUUGCUUUAUUAUACCUUUUAUUUCUGAAAAUGAAUCAUUAGAUGUCCUAUUUAGACUAACUUAUCCGGAUCUACAUACAUGUACUUCUAAUGUAUCUUCUAUGACCUCUCGUGUAAUUUUGACGACAAAAAAUGACUUCGUUGAUCAAAUGAAUGAUUUGCUUAUAACUCAAUUUCCUGGUGAUCCUAAAACAUAUGUUUCAUUUGAUGAGACUAUUGAACCGAAUGAUCAAAGUCAAUAUGAAGAUUUUCUACACACCCUACAUCCAGCUGGUUUGCCUCCCCACAAAUUGACAUUAAAAAAAUAUUGCCCUGUCAUGUUACUAAGAAAUCUAAAUCCUUGUGAGGGCUUAUGCAAUGGUACUAGACUUAUAUGUAAUGAUCUUCAAAAACAUGUUAUCAGUGCAACAAUUGCAACUGGAGAUUUCAAAAACAAGCAUGUAUUUAUUCCAAGAAUACCAUUAUUAUCAUCUGCAGAUGAAAAAUUGCCUGUUCCUUUUAAAAGAACACAAUAUCCUUUACGCUUAUGUUUUGCUAUGACAAUAAAUAAAGCUCAAGGUCAAACAUUGGACUUUGUUGGAAUUUAUUUACGAGAACCUGUUUUCUCACAUGGACAACUGUAUGUGGCUUUAUCAAGAGCAAGAAGUUCCAAUUGUAUAAAAAUAUUAAUUCGCCCACCAACACCAGAUGAUGACGAUGAUCAUUCAACAUACAACAUAGUCUACAACGAAAUCAUUCAAAAAGCAUUCACAUGAAACCAUCCUUGGAUGCCCCUAAAUCCUUUUGACUGUGCCUCUUCCAUCAGAAAAGCCUGCCCUCAGAUUUGACAAAGUCCUAUAGAUCAGUCCACCAUUAUGAUACAGUUUAUUCCUGCUUCCAUCGCCGUCUACCAAAACGACCGGAAAUGUUUCAAAAGAAAGUAGGCACGCCAAGCAUGGACUUUGAGGUGCUUCAGAAGAUUAAUGAAGCUUAUCUUCUCCUUCCUUCUCUGCUUCCAGACGAGUUCAUCUCUUAGUUACAAACUCAGACUAGGCGGUCAACAAGAUUUAGAGGAAUCCCCAGUCGUGGUCACAGGUUUGAGCAAACGACAACAACUUUUGCUGUCACUAAUAUGGACUAUUUCAUCGCUGGGAAUACUAGAGAUCCUACAAGCAAUGAUUGAUAAUGGCAUAUAUUACACAAAAAUAAAAAUGAACACAAAUGUUUACUGCUGCUCUUUUUUUCUUUCAAAGUGUUAAUUCUGGUUCUUUGUGAUCUUACGACAAUAUGCUUCUCUCUCACUUGUCUUAUGUUUUUCAUAGUGUUGAAAUUCACUGAACCUCAUAUGUUGUAUGU
Molecule: messenger RNA, 2464 nt
Organism: Solanum tuberosum (potato)
Lineage: Eukaryota; Viridiplantae; Streptophyta; Magnoliopsida; Solanales; Solanaceae
Product: ATP-dependent DNA helicase PIF1-like
Exons: 9
Coding region: 1-1884 (627 amino acids)
Biological process (GO): telomere maintenance; DNA repair
Molecular function (GO): DNA helicase activity
Source: RefSeq, a predicted model, not a curated record